Messenger RNA from Malurus melanocephalus (red-backed fairy wren), 4293 nucleotides. RefSeq names its product SUZ12 polycomb repressive complex 2 subunit (gene SUZ12). The record is from RefSeq and is a predicted model, not a curated record. The coding region runs from base 210 to 2087 and encodes 625 amino acids. The transcript has 15 exons. Gene Ontology annotation, cellular component: ESC/E(Z) complex; nucleus. Gene Ontology annotation, molecular function: chromatin DNA binding. Lineage: Eukaryota; Metazoa; Chordata; Aves; Passeriformes; Maluridae.
UGAUGCUUCACUUACUGACUUUUGUGAUAAUUGUUUCAAAGGAAUCACCUUACUGAGUUAGAUACAUUUUACCAYUAUAAGAUUGUCUGGAGGUGUAAGUUACAUUGGGUAACACCUGUUCCUUUUUCUUAGAACCAACMCAGAUAUACAGAUUUCUACGUACCCGGAAUCUAAUAGCACCAAUAUUUUUGCACAGAACUCUCACUUACAUGUCCCACAGAAACUCACGAACAAAUAUCAAAAGAAAAACAUUCAAAGUAGAUGACAUGUUAUCAAAAGUAGAGAAAAUGAAGGGAGAGCAAGAAUCUCACAGCUUGUCUGCUCAUUUGCAACUUACAUUUACUGGGUUCUUCCAUAAAAAUGAUAAGCCAUCACAAAACUCAGAGAAUGAACAAAAUUCUGUAACCCUGGAAGUACUGCUGGUGAAAGUUUGCCACAAGAAACGAAAGGAUGUCAGUUGUCCGAUAAGACAGGUUCCUACAGGUAAAAAGCAGGUGCCUUUAAACCCAGACCUCAGCCAAAUAAAACCAGGCAACUUCCCAUCACUUGCAGUUUCCAGCAAUGAGUUUGAACCAAGCAACAGCCAUAUGGUGAAGUCUUACUCAUUGUUAUUCAGAGUCACUCGCCCAGGAAGGAGAGAAUUUAAUGGACUGAUCAAUGGCGAAACUAAUGAAAACAUUGAUGUCAAUGAGGAGCUUCCAGCUAGAAGAAAAAGAAACUCUUCAAAUCGUGAAGAUGGAGAAAAGACAUUCGUAGCACAAAUGACUGUAUUUGAUAAAAACAGGCGCUUGCAACUUCUGGAUGGGGAAUAUGAAGUGGCCAUGCAGGAAAUGGAAGAGUGUCCCAUUAGCAAGAAAAGAGCAACAUGGGAAACGAUCCUGGAUGGGAAGAGGUUGCCUCCAUUUGAAACAUUUUCUCAGGGACCUACACUUCAGUUUACUCUUCGUUGGACAGGAGACACAAAUGAUAAGUCUACAGCUCCUAUAGCUAAGCCUCUUGCAACACGAAAUUCUGAAAGCCUCCCUCAAGAAAACAAGCCCAAUUCUGUUAAACCUGCUCAGACUAUAGCUGUGAAAGAAUCCUUGCCGACAGACCUUCAAACAAGAAAAGAGAGAGAUGUUUUAAAUGAACCUCGACAGAAGUUGCGAAUAUUUUACCAGUUCCUUUACAACAACAACACGAGGCAGCAGACCGAGGCCCGCGAUGAUCUGCACUGCCCCUGGUGCACUCUGAACUGUCGGAAACUCUAUAGUUUACUCAAACAUCUGAAACUCUGCCACAGCAGAUUUAUCUUCAAUUACGUUUAUCAUCCAAAAGGUGCUCGGAUAGAUGUGUCCAUCAAUGAGUGCUACGAUGGCUCCUACGCAGGGAACCCCCAGGACAUCCAUCGCCAGCCUGGCUUUGCCUUCAGCCGCAACGGGCCCGUCAAAAGAACCCCAAUCACACACAUACUGGUUUGCAGGCCAAAGCGCACGAAAGCGAGCAUGUCUGAGUUCCUGGAGUCUGAGGACGGAGAGGUGGAGCAGCAGCGGACGUACAGCAGCGGCCACAACCGGCUCUACUUCCACAGYGACACCUGCCUGCCCCUGCGCCCCCAGGAGAUGGAGGUGGACAGUGAGGAUGAGAAGGACCCGGAAUGGCUGCGGGAGAAAACCAUUACUCAAAUUGAAGAGUUUUCUGAUGUUAACGAAGGAGAGAAAGAAGUGAUGAAAUUAUGGAAUCUUCAUGUUAUGAAGCACGGGUUUAUUGCUGACAAUCAAAUGAAUCAUGCCUGUAUGCUGUUUGUUGAAAAUUAUGGACAAAAAAUCAUUAAGAAGAACUUGUGUCGAAACUUUAUGCUCCACYUGGUCAGCAUGCAUGACUUUAACCUCAUCAGCAUCAUGUCCAUAGACAAAGCUGUGGCCAGGCUCCGAGAGAUGCAGCAGAAGUUGGAGAAAGGAGAAUCGGCCUCCCCGACAGAUGAGGAAUCUUCUGAGGAACAAAGUGGGACAGCAAAUGGAUACAGUGAAAAUACCGCCAGAGAGAGGAUUUCAGAAGUGGAAAGCAUCUCAGGUGUCACCAAACAGAGCAAGAAGCAAAAGCUCUGAAGUCAAAAGUCAAUUGUCAUUCAACGGACAAGCAUUGAAGUGACAUUCUAGGGUGCAUGAGCUCUAUAAAGAAUUACACACAGAAUACAGAGAUUCCAAACAGGCACUGCUGGAUGGAAAUAAAUGAUUUCAACAAGGAUAUUGUUUAAACAGGGUUUUUAUUAAGUUACUUAUGCAAGUACUACAUGUAUAUUGGUUUUGGUGAUKUAAUGACAAUAUUCUAAGAGUUUGAGCAUGAAGAGCAAUAUAAAAAUCUUUUUGUAAUUUUAGUAAUUAGUGUCUUAAGAACUUUAUGGAAUUUACAUAAUUUAAGUAUAUGUAAAACCGUUUUUAUAUUAAGAUUUUUGCAUCUGUAUCUGGCUGUUUUUCCUACCAUGAAGUUGUGAAACAUUAGGGAAAGGGGAUUGGGAUACAGUUUCUGCUUUUCUUAUUUAGAAAUUCUCCAGUUAGCUUUUUGUGAAAAUAACCUCUGACUAUUUACAGUUUAACCUUAAUCCUUGUAUUUGAAAUCAUUUAUCAAUUGAUCAUAAAUUACAAAUCAAUUUUUUUUACACUAAAAAUUAUCCAAGUUGGCGAACUUAGCACUUCCUUUGUCUUGUGCCUGUUUGGAAAGAUCUUGACUUUUCACGUUCCAGACACAGUGAAGUACCACCUUGGCUUUUUGAGGUUAACCAGCAGUUUGGGUUUCGUGGAUAAUUCUGAUGUAUCGAUCGCCCAGUGUACCAUUUUAAACUUGAACAUUUUAGCUCCUUUCUAUUUUUAUUACACAUUUACACAGCUAGAAAGGAUUUGGGUGCAGCCCCUCAUGCCUGGGGUCACCCAUCCUGGGGUGCCAUGCUAAGGCCGGAGCCUCGUGCCCGUCUGCAGGCGUCGCGUCGCCCACUGUGGGUUUAGCUUUGGCUUUCGAGAUGCCACUCUUGAGGGAAAAAUGCACUGUAAAAUUGGACCAGAAAAUGUGUUGCACUUCUUAUGUAAGUAUUCUGUGAUGUAUUGUAUUCAAUACAGAUACUAAGAUGCUGACUAAACUAUAUUUGAGCAGUUUUGCACUGCUGUUAACACAUUUUAUGCAUACGUUUACAGAUUUUUUCCAAUGGAAAGUGGUUUCACUACUGGUACAGUAUCAGCACCGAAGGGUUUUAUUCCAGCAAGCACUGUGGUUGAGUGACAUCACCUCAAUUUUUUAUUAUCCUUAAAAUAUUUCAUUUUUCAUAUUCUUUAUUUAUAAAGGAACAAUGCUGCUGUAAAUACAGGUAUUUUUUGUUUUUUAUUUCAUUCCAUCACCAUGAGAUGCAGUUCCCUAUUUGUUGAAGGGGUAUAUAAGCUUUCUAAUGGUGUCUUCAGAAAUUUAUAAAAUGUAAAUACUGAUUUUGAUGGUCCUUAAGAUGUGUUUAACUGUGAGACUAUUUAACUAAUGGUGUGGAUGUGAUUCGUCAUCCAGUAUUAAGUUCUUAGUCACUGAUUUUGUGUACAAAAUAGGAAAGAGGGAAACUGCAGCUUUUCAUUACAAACUUCUUGAAUUGCCAGCUCUCUGAGUUUUAGCAAACUCUAAUUAUGCCUCUGGAUAGUACAUCAUGCAUUUCUCUCUGGCUUUAAUUUGCUAAAGCUGUGCACAUAUGUAAAAAAAUAGAUUAUUUUAGGGGAGAUGUAGUUCUAGAAUUAUUGCUUAUGUCAUUUCUUAAGCAGUUAUGCUCUUAAUGCUUAAAAGAAGGCUAGCAUUGUUUGCACAAAAAGUUGGUGAUCCCCCCAAAAAUAGUAAUAAAAUUACUUCUGUUCAGUAAACUUUGUAUGUCAUGUCAAUUUAUAAUAAAAGCUGAAAAAAUCCCCUUGUUUUCUAUUUAUAAAGAUGCCUUUUCUAUUUGUACCUUUGAAGAUGCCAUGUAAGCUGGUUAAAAACAAUUUGAACGGUACAGUAGAUGUAAAAAAAGCAAACCUUCCCCCCCAAAAAAUCCCCAAACAAGUUCAGCUGUUUAAGUGAAUCAUUGUUUUUCAUUAAAUGUUUUAUUUGAAAUCAGUUUUUUGUACAUGAAGUUCAGUAAUGCAAAAUCUGCCAUGAUGGGUGUCCAGUCAUUUCAUGUGCAGAGAUCUCAAGCAGCACCUCUAUAAACUCUCUUCUGCAUGACUYCUAAAAUUUGGAUACGUGUUCUUCCUUUGCCAGAUUGUUACAGUUCUAACUGAAGGUAUCUCCAUCAAUUUUGCAGGGUUUUAU